Messenger RNA from Entrophospora sp. SA101, 633 nucleotides. The record is from the annotation of a GenBank genome assembly. Lineage: Eukaryota; Fungi; Glomeromycota; Glomeromycetes; Entrophosporales; Entrophosporaceae.
UAAUUAAAUUAUUAGCCAAAGAAGGGGCGAUUCUAAAGGGAAAAACUGCCAUGGACGAAUUUGCCUGCGGAGGAACAGGACUAUUAGCAAACACCGGAAUAAUUACUAAUCCUCACAAUUCUCAACAUAUUACCGGUGGUUCUUCUUCGGGUUCAGCAGUGGCAGUGGCAAAAGGGUUAGUUUCUUUCGCUUUGGGUAGUGAUACCGGAGGUUCAGUAAGACAGCCGGCGGCUUAUUGCGGUAUAGUUGGUCUUAAGCCCUCUUAUGGGCUAGUUUCUCGUUAUGGUCUUAUUCCUAUGUCUUCUUCCUUGGAUACAGUAGCGAUUUUAGCUGAUUCAGUGGCUACCACCAAAAAAGUCCUUUCAGUGAUCGCCCAACCUGAUCCAAACGACCUUUUAACCAUUGUCGCUAAGCAAAACAAAAUUAAGCCAGUUGUUUUUUCUUCAGCCAAAAAAAUAGCAGUUUUAAAAGGAAUAGAGAAAUUUCUGUCUCCUGAAUUUGCUAAAUUAUACCAAAAAACAAUUGAUAUUUUAAAAAAACAAAAUUAUCAAGUCAAAACUAUUGAAAUUCCUUCUGAAAUAAGAGAAAAUCUGCAACUUUGUUAUUUAAUUAUUUGUUCGAGCGAAUUGGUCA